Molecule: messenger RNA, 303 nt
Organism: Phytophthora nicotianae INRA-310
Lineage: Eukaryota; Oomycota; Peronosporomycetes; Peronosporales; Peronosporaceae
Exons: 2
Coding region: 1-303 (100 amino acids)
Source: RefSeq, a predicted model, not a curated record
AUGCAGGCUGCUGAGGAGAGAGUUUCAAAGCGAAUAGACACAACGGAUGAAAAAUCUGCCAAGCCAAAACGCCGUCGCCUCUCGACACUGCUUGAGAGCAAGCAAGAGGAGGCAACCGAGCGUAGAAAAAUUGAAAAGCAAAAGGUGGAACUUCAGCGAGAGGAACUGCAACUCCGCCGCGACGAGCUGGAACAACAGCGUCGCCAGCACGAUUUAUUGCGCGAGCAGAUGCAGCGCCACGCCACGCAAAUAGAGUCGAUACUGAAGCUUUUAGCUGUUGCUAUAACUAAACAGAGCGACUGA